CCGGUCCCCGGUGGAACCAUGCCCAGGUCGUUCCUGGUGAAGAAGGUGAAGCUCGAUGACUUCCCCGCCGGCCUCGACGCCCCGUACGGCCGCGCCCGGGCGGAUUUCGGCUCCCGGUUGCACGAGAAGGGGUACAUCAGCGACUACAUGGCACCCUCGGCCUUCGAGGGGGACCCCGAGGCGGCUCUCAAGGUCCCGUCGCCGGACUCGCUGUACCCGGGCGGCCGCGGCGACUUCGGCGGCGGCGACUCGGAGCCCCCCGACAGCCCGCACUCGGGCAUGGCCGGCGGCUACAUCAACGGCGACGCCGCCGUCAGCGAGGGCUACGCCGUGGACGCCUUCUUCAUCACGGACGGCCGCUCCCGGCGCAAGGUGAGCGGCGGCGCGGCGGCGCGGAGCCUGCCCCGGCACACGUGCGGCGAGUGCGGCAAGAGCUACGCCACCUCGUCCAACCUGAGCCGCCACAAGCAGACCCACCGCAGCCUGGACAGCAAGAUGGCCAAGAAAUGCCCCACCUGCGGCAAGGUGUACGUCUCCAUGCCGGCCAUGGCCAUGCACCUGCUGACCCACGACCUGAAGCACAAGUGCCAGGUGUGCGGCAAGGCGUUCAGCCGGCCCUGGCUGCUGCAGGGCCACAUGCGCUCGCACACCGGCGAGAAGCCGUUCGGCUGCGCGCACUGCGGCAAAGCCUUCGCCGACCGCUCCAACCUGCGCGCCCACAUGCAGACCCACUCGGCCUUCAAGCACUUCAAGUGCAAGCGCUGCAGCAAAACCUUCGCCCUCAAAUCCUAUCUCAACAAGCACUACGAGUCCGCCUGCUUCAAGGGCGCCGCGGCGCCCCUCAGCCCCCUGCACGCCUGAGGGGCCCGCGUGGGCUCCGCGCCCCCCGCCCGCCCGAGCCGCGCCCUUCCCCUCUCGAGGCUCCUCCGCACGAAAUUCGCCCCUCCGGGAUCCAGAGGGAGAGGUCACCCCCCGGUUCUGCCCCUCCGAGCGCGGCGCCGAGGGUCGGUGCGGCGGCACCGAGCUCCCGUCGGGAUCGGCGCCUCGGCUUGCGGCCGGCAGGAUUCGCCCGUCAGGAUUCACCUCUCAAACUUCAUCGUUCGGGAUUCACCUUCGAAAUUUCACCCGUCGGGAUUCACCUUCG
Molecule: messenger RNA, 1144 nt
Organism: Camarhynchus parvulus
Lineage: Eukaryota; Metazoa; Chordata; Aves; Passeriformes; Thraupidae
Gene: SCRT1
Product: scratch family transcriptional repressor 1
Exons: 2
Coding region: 19-861 (280 amino acids)
Biological process (GO): regulation of DNA-templated transcription
Molecular function (GO): DNA-binding transcription factor activity, RNA polymerase II-specific; RNA polymerase II cis-regulatory region sequence-specific DNA binding
Source: RefSeq, a predicted model, not a curated record